This is a messenger RNA of Talaromyces stipitatus ATCC 10500, 297 nucleotides long. RefSeq lists its product as uncharacterized. The coding region runs from base 1 to 297 and encodes 98 amino acids. The record is from RefSeq and is a predicted model, not a curated record. The transcript has 2 exons. Lineage: Eukaryota; Fungi; Ascomycota; Eurotiomycetes; Eurotiales; Trichocomaceae.
AUGAGAGCUCUUCCAGACCCAAGGGCACAGAUUGAGUGGAACGCUGCCUCUAAUGCUCAGCUGAUUCUCAUUGAAGAUGUGCCUGGAGACUCGCAGGAUGACCCAAUCGAUCUUGACCCAGAGGUUGGGUCUCAAGAUAAUCCAUACAAGGUUUAUUAUGAUAAGAACACUUUCAUUUUCUUUGUUAUCUGUCUUUCAAUGUGCAUUUCUUCCUCAUGGUCGAGGCUCCUCAGUCAUACAGGGCCUGUGUACGACACCUGGACAAGACUUGCACCUCUACGUGGUGUUCAGGACUAG